AUGUUAACCAUCAUGUCUUCGCUAAUCUCGCGCCAACGUAUCCUCCUUCGCCAGCCUCAAUUUCUUGCAGCUCGCGCCUUCUCCUCCUCCAGGAUAAACGCAUCUCGCCUCCGUCAACCCGGCGAACCAACCGGCCCGAACGAACCUCCGACACACAUCCGAACACCUCCCUCGAAAUCCCCACUCAAAGUCUGGCCCAUCCUCGCGAUAUUGGGACUAGGCACAUACUUGUUCAACGCGAUAAUUGAUCAGCGAAAAGGCGAGGGAUACCAGCCCAAAGGACCUAUUCAAGGCCAUUCCCCCAGCGGCAAAGGACAAAUGCCUGCCAUUGAAAAGACUGCCGCGGGCUCGCGCGAGUCUCCCCGCUGGUCCAGCGACGAAGUGACCGUCCUUUUCGUCCUUGGUGGCCCCGGUGCCGGAAAGGGUACGCAAUGUACGAAGCUCGUCAGUGACUAUGGCUUCAAGCAUCUCUCUGCUGGUGAUUUGCUGCGCGAAGAGCAGAACCGCGAGGGCAGCGAGUUCGGCGAGAUGAUCAAGACGUACAUCAAGGAAGGCACUAUUGUGCCCAUGGAGGUUACCGUUCAGCUGUUGGAGAACGCAAUGGAGGUCAGCAUGGAGAGCGGAGAGAACCACGGAAAAUUGUUCCUGAUUGAUGGCUUCCCGCGCAAACUCGACCAGGCCCACGCUUUCGAGCGCUCCGUCUGCCCUUCCAAGUUCACCAUCUUCUUCGAGUGCUCCGAGGCUGUCAUGGAGAAGCGACUCCUCGUCCGCGGCGAGACAUCAGGACGCGCUGACGACAACCUCGAGAGUAUCAAGAAGCGCUUCAGGACAUUCGUGGAGACAAGCAUGCCCGUGGUCAAUGAAUUCGAGUCGCAGGAUAGGGUUGUCAAGAUCAACGCAGAGCAGGAGCCUGACCAGGUUUACCGGGACGUUGUGGAGAAGCUCAAGGAGCGUGGCGUGAAGCCCAUCAACAUCACCUUUGUGCAGACACAGGCUUCAUAG
Alternaria ethzedia is the source of this 1002-nucleotide messenger RNA. RefSeq lists its product as uncharacterized. Gene Ontology annotation, cellular component: nucleus; cytoplasm. Bases 1 to 1002 code for a protein of 333 amino acids. Gene Ontology annotation, molecular function: UMP kinase activity; ATP binding. The transcript has 4 exons. The record is from RefSeq and is a predicted model, not a curated record. Gene Ontology annotation, biological process: CDP biosynthetic process; 'de novo' pyrimidine nucleobase biosynthetic process; UDP biosynthetic process. NCBI's taxonomy places the organism in Eukaryota, Fungi, Ascomycota, Dothideomycetes, Pleosporales, Pleosporaceae.